GAGGGACCGGAAGAGGUGGAUCCUUUCUGUUGCGAUGUGGGGAGGCCGCAAGCUGAGCUCCUCCGGGAGUCGAUUUUUAGGAGCUCAAAGGUCGGCGUUCCGGGGAACACAGGCUGACUCUACUCGCUCAACCACGUCGGCGGCUUAUUCAAAAAAUCAGCUCAGUUGGAGUCUACAAAUUAAACCAUCGGUUUUCAGUGAAUACAGAAUCAUGUGUUUCAAAUCCUAUAGCAUGACUUUUGCCUGCCUGAAUAGGGUGGAAAGUUACAGACUCCCCUGGACAAGACUGUACAGUGCUUCCCGGACCACUGUAGACAGCAGUGAGGUGAAGACCUUCCUGGCCUUGGCACACAGGUGGUGGGACGAGCAAGGAGUAUAUGCACCUCUUCACUCUAUGAACGACCUGAGGGUGCCGUUCAUUAGAGACAAUCUUUUAAAAACAGUUGCUGAUCACCAGCCAGGAAAACCUUUGUCUGGGAUGAAGAUUCUUGAUGUUGGCUGUGGUGGUGGAUUGUUAACAGAGCCUCUAGGGCGGCUUGGGGCUUCAGUUAUUGGAAUUGAUCCUGUGGAUGAGAACAUUAAAACAGCAAAGCACCAUAAAUCAUUUGACCCAGUCCUGGAUAAGAGGAUAGAGUACAGAGCGUGUUCUCUGGAAAAGAUUGUGGAAGAAACUGCAGAAACAUUUGAUGCUGUCGUAGCUUCUGAAGUUGUAGAACAUGUGAUUGACCUAGAAACGUUUAUACAGUGCUGCUGUCAAGUGUUAAAACCUGGUGGUUCUUUAUUCAUUACUACAAUCAACAAAACACAGCUGUCCUAUGCCUUGGGAAUUGUUUUUUCAGAGCAGAUUGCAGGUAUUGUGCCAAAAGGUACUCAUACGUGGGAGAAGUUUGUUUCCCCUGAAAAGCUAGAGAGUAUUCUGGAAUCAAACGGUCUGUCAGUUCAAACUGUGGCAGGAAUGCUCUACAACCCCUUCUCAGGUUACUGGCAUUGGAGUGAAAACACCAGCCUUAAUUAUGCAGCUCAUGCCCUGAAAUCCAGCAUGCAGGAACACCCAUCUUCUGCCGAGUUUGCUUUAAAGGAGGAAACAGAAGACCUCCGAAUUGAAACCUCCACCAACUCAGCAAAGAAAACCAACAACAAAACAAAAAGACAACCUACUGAAUGGGAAAAAGUAUUCGCAAAUGAUAUGAUUGGUAAGAGGUUAAUAUCCAAAAUAUAUAAACAGCUCAUACAACUCAACAUCCAAAAAACAACGAGAUUAAAAGAUAGAUGACCUGAAUAGACAUUUUUCCAAAGAUAUACAGAUGGCCAAUAGGCACAUGAAAAGAUGUUCAACAUCGCUAAUCACCAGGGAAAUGCAAAUCAAAACCACAAUGAGGUAUCAACUCCCAUCUGUCAGAAUGGCUAUCAUCAAAAAGUCUACAAAUAACAAGUGUUGGCAAGGAUGUGGACAAAAGAGAACCCUUGUACACUGUUGGUGGGAAUGUGAAUUGGUACAGCCACUACAGAAAACAGUAUGGAGAUUCCUCAAAAAACUAAAAAUAGAACUACCAUAUGACCCAGCAAUUCCACUCCUGAGUAUUUAUCCAAAAAAAAAAAAAAAACAAAAACACUAAUUCAAAAAGAUAUGUGCACCCCAACGUUCAUAGCAGCACUAUUUACAAUUGCCAAGAUAUGGAGGCAACCUAACCGUCCAUCAGCAGAUGAAUGGAUAAAGAAGAUGUUAUUUAUAUAUAUAUAUUGGGUUGGGCAAAAGGUUCGUUCAGGUUUUUCCACCCGAACAGUUUUUUUUUUGCCACCCCAAUACACACACACACACACACACACACACACACACACACACAUACUGGAAUACUACUCAGCCACAAAAAAGAAUGAAAUUUUGCCAUUUGCAACAACAUGGAUAUUGUUGGAGGGUCUUAGAUGCUAAGUGAAAUAAGACAGAAAGAUAAGGUGAAGGGGCAAGGUACAAGACAUACAAGCUACUAUGAAUAAAAUAAGCUACAAGGAUAUAUUGUACAGGGACUUUCCUGGUGGCACAGUGGUUAAGAAUGCACCUGCCAAUGCAGGGGAGGUGGGUUCGAUCCCUGGUCCAGAAAGAUCCCACAGGCCGUGGAACAACUAAGCCCUUGCGCCACAACUACUGAGCCUGCGCUCUAGAGCCCGUGUGCCGCGACUACAAAAGCCGACAAACCUAGAGCCCGUGCUCCGCAACAAGAGAAGCCAUUGAAAUGAGAAGCGCGCGCACCGAAACGAAGAGUAGCCCCUCCUCGCUGCAACUAGAGAAAGCCCGUGCACAGCAACGAAAAACCAAUGCAGCCAAAAAUAAAUUAAAAAGUUAAAA
Molecule: messenger RNA, 2344 nt
Organism: Kogia breviceps (pygmy sperm whale)
Lineage: Eukaryota; Metazoa; Chordata; Mammalia; Artiodactyla; Physeteridae
Gene: COQ3
Product: coenzyme Q3, methyltransferase
Biological process (GO): ubiquinone biosynthetic process
Cellular component (GO): mitochondrion
Molecular function (GO): 2-methoxy-6-polyprenyl-1,4-benzoquinol methyltransferase activity
Source: RefSeq, a predicted model, not a curated record